GAGCUGCAAUUGGAUGGAUGAGAGGAGAUUCGAUUGAAUUUAUUUAUUACUUUGUUUAUGAAGCGGUGCGAGUUUUGUUCCUCUGCUUCUCUAUAUAUUAGAGGUUGAUGUGUUGAUUUUCGGGUCAAGCUUGUGCGGAGAUGUUGGAGUUCAUGGAUUAUGUGCAGUUUGCAUUCUACAAUGCGACAAAAUGGAAUUAUGAGAAUUCAUAUUCGCAGUUGACUGCUUCUGCUAAAGCACUUCUUGACUUCGAAACCCCAGGCGGUCUGCGAUUCAAUCUCUCGUCACUCAGCUCCCCCAACUUCGCAACUUCGUAUGCACUGGGUAGUGUCGGGCUUGUGGAUGGAUCUCUCUCCUACCUUUAUUCCUCGUUGCCUCUCCGUACCACUUCGCAGAGCGCGAAGAUUGAUUUAUAUAAGAUAAUACGAGGAUAUCGACAAAUCCAGGAGCUUAGAAAGGUUGAUGAAUCAUGGAUGUGGGAGCAAUGGCACGGGGGUCGACGAGUUGAUCAACGGGAUACAUUACUUUAUGGACGACUUUAUUUGCCGCAGAGUACGCUUGAAGCGUUAUAUUUGAGAAGAAUUAGUCCGACACAGCAAGUGAGGAUUACGGCUGUUAGUGAUAGCAGGCUGAGAAAUGGAGGAACAAUGUUAGCUUUGCAUCAGUACGAUACAGGGAAAUACAGUACCGAGACUUUGUAUUCGACUGAUGGGGGGUUAUUGGGAUUGAGAGGAUUAUAUAAUUUUGGACCGGAUCCAAGGAAAGAAAUUACGGAGCCGCCCAAACAGAUGUCAAGGAUUGAUGAUAAAUUCUAUGGACGAUUCAGCGCAGGAGCGGAGCUUUAUUACGGAACUUUGAACAAAUCAGGAGGUGUUAGUGUUGGAGGAAGGUUUGCCACCUUGCCGGCGCAUAAGGGAAUACCUUUGACAGCCACUUUGACGCUCAAUCCAUUGAUGGGAAAUAUUAGUUCGACGUAUGCUGUAAAAGCAGGUAAGAACCUAUCUCUAUGUUCAAGGCUAGACUUCAAUGUCUAUAGCUACGAGAGCGAUUUGGUCCUUGGAUGCGAAUUGUGGAAGAUGAAGGCACCGGUCGAAGAGCGCAGAGUAAGGAGUAUGGAAGCAAAGCUUGCAUGGAAGCUCGACGAAGUGGAUUUAGAAGAGAAGAAGAAACCUGAAGAGGUCGCCGGAGUUUUGAAAGCAAGAAUUGACCAGAACCUGAAAGUUGGUUUGGUAUGGGAGGGUAGAGUCAAAGAAUUAUUGUUUACGCUGGGAACUUCGAUUGAUAUGAAGAGGAGAGAUCAACCGUUCAAGGCUUUGGGACUGGAAUUGCAAUAUUCUUCGUGAACAUCUUGGUUAUUCGAGUAGUACCAACGCCUUUUGUUUCACAGGGCUGAUUUAAUGCUACCUCCUUUAGGCGAGCUCGGGAAGAUCAGGCGAGGUUUGGUAUAUUGGGUAAUGUUCUUGUGAAACCCAAGCAAAAUUCGAGAGAAACUAGACUCGUACAGCAAGGCCUCGACUAAGACACCGGAGAUAUGGCAGUGUGUCAUUCGGAAGACUACCUUGGCGACAUCGGAUUUAUGGUGUCGCGACCUUUGCAAUUAUUUCUCGAUCUCAAUCGAUUAUCGGAAUGCGAGGCUUUCUCGCACCAGCUUUAGGGAUAGCUUGAGCCCGAAACGCUACACGGUAAUUAAAUGCUAUGGAGAGCCACCCGACAGUCGUACGCGAACAGGAUAGCUGUGAGCGCAACAGAGCGGUAAUGUUUGAUAAGAUAAUCAAUCUAUGAAAGUAUUGGCUGUUAUGUCACUAGCAGUUUAUCGAAGCAUAGAAAAGGCAAGGUUGUAGGAUAAGAUAUUUCCACCCCGAUGUUGAGAAGGGGAUGAGCAGAUAAGAGGGUCCACACGAGAAUGAAAUGCUGUUAAAUUCCACA
This is a messenger RNA of Botrytis cinerea B05.10, 1926 nucleotides long. RefSeq names its product Bcmdm10 (gene Bcmdm10). Gene Ontology annotation, cellular component: SAM complex; ERMES complex. The coding region runs from base 141 to 1343 and encodes 400 amino acids. The record is from RefSeq and is a predicted model, not a curated record. Gene Ontology annotation, biological process: phospholipid transport; protein insertion into mitochondrial outer membrane; mitochondrial outer membrane translocase complex assembly. NCBI's taxonomy places the organism in Eukaryota, Fungi, Ascomycota, Leotiomycetes, Helotiales, Sclerotiniaceae. The transcript is spliced from 2 exons.